AUGUCAUCGUUGUUCAUCACAUCUGCUAUAAGGGAUCUUAUCCCAACCCAUCCAGAACCAUACCCGGGAGAACUAGUCAAUUUUGCACAUUCCUUAUACACAGCUUCCAAAAUGAACGUCCCCCUCUCUGGGUCCGAUGAAAUAGCCCGGUAUCAUCUGGCAUGUUAUACAGUCGUUGAAUAUUUCAAAGAUUCUUAUUCUUUACCUGACCCUUUUCUUACUAAGAUCCCUAUUCCUAGCAAAAGAUUCAACCAACUACUAUUUGCCUUUAAAACCACAAUGACUACUAUAACACAGAAUACUCCCAAGGCUAAAAGAAUAGUAGAUGUACAAUUACAAACACCUUCCACAACCCCUUUCUCUUCCAAGUCCACCGAAUCUUACAUCGAUAAAAUCAGACAGUCAAAGUUAAAGCAACAAGACCUCCAACAACAGCAAGUAAAUAGAUCAUUGACUAACCAACUAUUGGAGGUCGCUGCUACGCCUCCUUCUACGCCUCAAAAAGCACCUAGGUCAAAACGUACACAAUUAUCACCUUCCAAACUUUCUCCAUAUAAGGCCCGUGCUAAAUUAGUGAUAACAACACCAAUCUUGGUUUCAUUUUGCAACAAAUUCUAUAUUCCAGAGCAUAUCACCAUGCACAUCCUCCAAACUUUUAAACUAUAUAAACAUGUCGUUCCAAAUGGUUGGGGGUUAUUAGUUGGGCUUGUUGGUAUCUCAUACAUGAAGUUAAACAAACAACGAAUUUCCAAAAAGUUGAAUCUGAAGACAAAGUUAUUCAAGUUAUUGCAUGUAACUCAACAGGGUGGAUUAUCAUAUGACGAAUGUAAGCAAUAUAUCAGAGAAGUCACACGCAUGAUAUGCACUCAAAAAUGGAUCAAGGAAGCCAAAUAUGACUUUGAUACAGAUACGGAGACCGAGUCUCUAAUGAAAGGCAUUGCUGCGUCUGAUUCCGUAAUGUCUUCACUGGGAUCUUUUCUUGAUUCUUCUGUUCUCUAUGUGACAAUGAAAGACUCUCCAAAAGUCCAAAAAUGGGUCAAAAGCAUCAGAAGAACAACACCAUCAACACCUGCCAGAUCUCCUGCUCCGGCUACAAUAUAA
Messenger RNA from Pichia kudriavzevii, 1101 nucleotides. RefSeq lists its product as uncharacterized. Gene Ontology annotation, biological process: DNA replication. The record is from RefSeq and is a predicted model, not a curated record. NCBI's taxonomy places the organism in Eukaryota, Fungi, Ascomycota, Pichiomycetes, Pichiales, Pichiaceae. Gene Ontology annotation, cellular component: nuclear origin of replication recognition complex. The coding region runs from base 1 to 1101 and encodes 366 amino acids. Gene Ontology annotation, molecular function: DNA binding. The transcript has a single exon.